UUUCAUAUGUCAAUCUGAACACCAAACGCAGCGCCUCCUCGCAAUUAUCGCGGUUGCAUAAAAAUAUAUGAUUAAUCCGUUAUAGAGGCGAAUUUAGGUUCAUUCAGAAUGAAGCUUUGACUCCAUCCGAGCAAAACGACCAGAGCAAAACAUUAUUAUAGCACAGGACAUCAACAUUUAACCGAUGCUCAUUUACAGCAGGUGGCGUUGCUUGUAUAAUCCAUAAUCGCGUUUCGAUCCGGACCUUGGAUUGGAUCUGCCUGUUGUUCAGAUUCAGCACUGGACAGCGACCGAUUUUGUCGCUCGGACAUUCAAAACGACAAGGAAUCCUCGAGAAAGGUCGAAUCGACCCUUGCUUGGCUCGGGGCAUUGCGCGGCUAGAUGACUUCACUACAUCAACAAGCACGGUAGCCCUGGACUAAAUAUAUCACCACAUCCCCCUGCCUUCUCUCUUCCUUCUCUCUCAUCUUGAGCGCCCCCCGCCCGCUAGCACCAUGGGUAACCGAGGAAUGGAGGAUUUGAUCCCGCUGGUCAAUAAACUCCAGGACGCUUUCAGCGGCAUCGGUCAGAGCUGCAAUCUUGACCUGCCACAGAUCGCGGUAGUCGGCGGACAGAGCGCUGGCAAGAGCUCGGUGUUGGAGAACUUCGUUGGCAGAGACUUCCUGCCCCGAGGCUCUGGGAUCGUCACCCGCAGGCCCCUUGUCCUGCAGCUCAUCAGUGCCAAUGCAGAAUGGGCAGAGUUCUUACACUGCAAAGGGAAGAAAUUCACUGACUUCGAUGAGGUUCGCCAGGAGAUUGAGGCGGAGACUGACCGCAUUACUGGGGCCAAUAAGGGCAUAUCUCCCGUCCCCAUCAACCUCCGCGUCUACUCCCCACAUGUGCUGAACCUUACCCUGAUUGACCUGCCUGGCAUCACCAAGGUGCCCGUGGGGGACCAGCCAGUGGACAUUGAGCAGCAGAUCAGAGACAUGAUCAUGCAGUUCAUCUGCAGGGAGAGCUGUCUCAUCCUGGCUGUCACCCCGGCCAACUCUGACCUGGCCAACUCAGACGCCCUCAAACUGGCCAAAGACGUUGACCCCCAGGGCCAGCGGACCAUAGGAGUGAUCACCAAGCUGGAUCUGAUGGAUGAGGGAACAGACGCCAGGGAGGUCCUCGAGAACAAGCUGCUGCCCCUAAGGAGAGGUUAUAUUGGAGUAGUGAACCGCAGUCAGAAGGACAUUGAUGGGAAGAAGGACAUCAAGAUGGCUAUGGCUGCUGAGAGGAAGUUCUUCCUCACUCACCCAGCCUACAGACACAUGGCCGAAAAGAUGGGCACCCCGUGCCUGCAGAAAGUCCUCAACCAGCAAUUGACCAACCACAUCCGCGACACGCUGCCGGCGUUCCGUAGCAAGCUGCAGACCCAGCUUCUGUCUCUGGAUAAGGAGGCAGAGGAGUACCGGGGAUACCGCCCUGAUGACCCGGGACGUAAGACCAAGCAACUGCUGCAGAUGGUGCAGCAGUUCUCCGUGGACUUUGAGAAGCGCAUCGAGGGCUCUGGUGACCAGGUGGAUACUGUAGAGCUCUCUGGUGGAGCCAAGAUCAACCGUAUCUUCCACGAGAGAUUCCCCUUCGAACUGGUCAAGAUGGAAUGUGAUGACAAGGAGAUGCGGCGGGAGAUCAGCUACGCCAUCAAGAACAUUCACGGUAUCAGGACUGGCCUGUUCACUCCAGACAUGGCAUUUGAGGCCAUUGUGAAGAAGCAGAUAGUGAAGAUCAAGGAGCCGUGUAUCAAGUGUGUGGACAUGGUCAUUCAGGAGCUGAUCAACACAGUGCGCCAGUGUACUAACAAGCUGGAUUGCUUCCCCAGACUGCGUGAGGAAACCGAGAGAAUUGUGACCUCACACAUCAGAGACAGAGAGAGUAGGGCCAAGGACCAGGUGUUGCUGCUGAUCGAUGUCCAGCUCUCGUACAUCAACACUAACCAUGAGGACUUCAUAGGCUUUGCUAAUGCACAGCAGAGCAGCAAGCAGAGCAGCAAGCAGAGUAAUGCUGCAAGCCAGGUCAGCCAGGUCAUCCGUAAGGGCUGGCUAACCAUCAACAACAUCAGCAUCAUUAAAGGUGGGGCCAAGGAGUACUGGUUCGUCCUGACCGCUGAGAGCCUGUCCUGGUUCAAGGAUGACGAGGAGAAGGAGAAGAAAUACAUGCUCCCUCUUGACAACCUGAAAGUGCGAGACGUGGAGAAAGGCUUUAUGUCCAGCAAGCACGCCUUCGCCAUCUUCAACACAGAGCAGAGGAACGUGUACAAGGACAACCGUUUCCUGGAGCUGGCCUGUGACACUCAGGAUGAGGUGGACAGUUGGAGGGCUUCUCUCCUGCGUGCUGGAGUCUACCCCGAAAGAUCUUCUAAUGUGGAGAGUGAGGGGGGCGGCUCCUCGUCCUCAUCCCAGGACAACUUUUCCAUGGACCCUCAGCUGGAGCGGAAAGUGGAAACCAUCCGCAACCUGGUCGACUCCUACAUGGCCAUCGUCAACAAGUGCAUCCGCGACCUCAUGCCCAAGACCAUUAUGCACCUCAUGAUCAGCAACGUGAAGGACUUCAUCAACGCGGAGCUGCUGGCCCAGCUGUACUCAGCCGGGGACCAGGGUGCCCUGAUGGAUGAGUCCCAGGAGCAGGUCCAGAGGAGGGACGAGGUCCUCAGGACCCACCAGUCCCUGAAGGAGGCCCUGGCCAUCAUAGGAGACAUCUCCACCACCACCAUCUCCACCCCCAUGCCGCCGCCCGUGAACGACUGGCGCAGUGGAGGUGGCAACCGGUCUCCUCCAACCAGCCCCACUGGUUCCAGGAGGAUGUCAUCAGGCCAGCGCCCUAGUCCCGGAGGGGGGCGAGGGGCUCCACCCCCUCCUAACCGCCCAGGACCUCUGGGGCCCUUCAGCAACAGUGCUGAUAGCCCCCAGGUCCCCAGCCGCCCCAACCGGGCCCCUCCCAGCAUCCCCAGUCGACGACCUCCUCCUUCUCCAACAAGAAAUGUCCCCCCAUCUUAAGCAGUCAAAGAAGCUUGUGAUCUUUUAAGGGCCUAGUGCUCAUCCCCUAGCUCAUCCCCUAGCGCUCAUCCGUCCCCAUACCAACCCUAUUCCCCCUAUCCUCCACAAGCCCCUCUUCUAUCUAUCCUUGGUCUUUACAUAGUGCAGACAUUGAACCUUUUGCCCUCUGACCCUGACCCCUGACCUCACGCCAGGUGACGAUCGAUGUCCAUGUAUCUAUGUACAGUAUGGUGCUUGUCUUGUGGUGUAUCUUUCUGUAUGUGUGCUUGUGCUCACCUGUGGUCCAGGUCUGUUUAGCAGAUCCAGUUCCGACUGAGUUUCAGCCCCUAGAAACCUCAUCUCCCUUACCUAGAACCCAACCUGCUGUCCCUAGAACGCCCUCCUCACCCUCCACCCACCUCCACCUAGACCCCACUUGCUGCUUCUCUACAUAUCUAUGCUCAGCAGUGGCACUACCCUACCCAUUCCAAAAUGCAGCAUGGCACAUAGGCUGCUUUUAUUGCAUGUGUGUGUGUGUGUGUGUGUGUGUGUGUGUGUGUGUGUGUGUGUGUGUGUGUGUGUGUGUGUGUGUGUGUGUGUGUGUGUGUGUGUGUGUGUGUGUGUGUGUGUGUGUGUGUGUGAGGGAAGGGGACUAAUUGGCCUAUAUAGGCCAAGUUAGUUUUAGUAUCAUAUAUUGCAUAUUGUACAACACCCUCUUUCUGUGGGUUAUUGGCUAGGUGUUCUUCUCUUAGAGAGAGAGGAAAGAAUAUGUCUUAGUGGAGUGCAUGUGUGUCGUGUGUGUGUGCGUGUGUGUGUGUGUGAAUGUAAGUGUGUGCGUAUAUUUGUGCAUAUAUAUGUGUGUGUGUGUGUGUGAGGGAAGGGGACUAAUUGGCCUAUAUAGGCCAAGUUAGUUUUAGUAUCAUAUAUUGCAUAUUGUACAACACCCUCUUUCUGUGGGUUAUUGGCUAGGUGUUCUUCUCUUAGAGAGAGAGGAAAGAAUAUGUCUUAGUGGAGUGCAUGUGUGUCGUGUGUGUGUGCGUGUGUGUGUGUGUGAAUGUAAGUGUGUGCGUAUAUUUGUGCAUAUAUAUGUGUGUGAGUGUGUGCCAACACGUAUGCAUGUAUUGUCUGUCUGCACGUUGGUUUGAUGUUUGAGUUGUAAGCUGUUAAUAAAUCAAGACCCUUGGGACUAAUUUGAUGUUGGAUUAUUGUGUGAUUUGUUCCUGUGUUGUAGUAGCAGUCAAUACACAUAGAACAAGGCUGAGGACAUUGUUCAAAACAAAACAGCCUCAAUAAAUGGUAUGCCUGUAUCUACUGUAUCACUGGUCAAGUGGAGAUCUUCCUCACACCUUUAAGCUCAAACUCACAGAGGCUGGCUGGCGAGAUGGAAGGAAGUAUUCCCAACACACAGAGAGACAGAGAAAUACACUGAUAUUACUGGCCACAAUUAUGGGAAGAUACAUAUCUCUGUGUGACUGAGAACAGUGACAUUCUCCAUUUAGCCUUUGCCUCAGGUUGGAUUCAACCCUCCCCUGUGUUCAUGACUGAUCACAUGCCACUACAGAAUUGUGUAAAAUGUAUCCUCCUCUCACUGUCCUCUCCCUGUCCUCUCCUUUUCUCCUCUCCCUCUUCCUCCCCAGUCCUGAGUCCAGUCAGCCACUGUGCCCAGAGCUUAAGGUGUAUUUGUGUAAAGUGCUCUCUGUCAGUUUGUUAUUGUGUAUGUUUGUGGUCCUCUUUUGAGACUGUGUUCUGCAGUACACACAUACAAACCAAGGUAUUAAUAAUACAGAGGUGACUGUUGACUAUAAUGACCUUGUUACAAUCUAGCGCUUGUUCUCUCAAUGUCUCUAGCGUUCUCUCGCUCUACUUCUCUAAAUAGAUCAAUUAGACCACCAUAGUGGCAUGAGUUACACGUCUGUAUUGCCAAAGUUAAUUAUAGAAAGGAAAUCAUACAAUAUCAAGCAGAGCAUCAACAAUGUGGUUCCUAUAGUUAUGAAAAUAUAUUGUAUGUAGGAGGAUUUAGAUUAAUUGGGAAUUGAAUUGCAACAGUGGUUCUUUUCUUUCUGUGUGUCUGUAUCUCUCUUCAAUAAACUAUUCCCCUCCCACUU
Salmo salar (Atlantic salmon) is the source of this 5104-nucleotide messenger RNA. RefSeq names its product dynamin-3. Gene Ontology annotation, biological process: synaptic vesicle budding from presynaptic endocytic zone membrane; receptor internalization. The record is from RefSeq and is a predicted model, not a curated record. Gene Ontology annotation, molecular function: GTP binding; GTPase activity; microtubule binding. NCBI's taxonomy places the organism in Eukaryota, Metazoa, Chordata, Actinopteri, Salmoniformes, Salmonidae. Gene Ontology annotation, cellular component: synapse; cytoplasm; microtubule.